AUUACAUACGAGAUUCGUUUCUAUGUAAAACGGCGUAGUGUCUCACAAUUUUUACUAUAAAAAUUUAUUUUUAUUUUUAUUUUUCUGAAAUGUAAAAAUGUCUAAACAUUGGUUAAAUCUAAGAUGAGUUUCUGUAUCAUAUUUAUGAAGUAAACUAACCCCAAUAGUUUUGUAAAAGGCAGUAUGUUUUAUUGAUUACCAGGUGGUAAUUGUAAUCACGAUAUGGCAUCGCGCAGAUGGUUUCAUCCGAACAUAUCAGGUUUAGAAGCAGAACGACUUUUGAUGGAACGUGGAUAUGAUAGUUCAUUUUUAGCAAGGCCUAGUUCUUCUAAUCCUGGAGAUUUCACUUUAUCUGUCAGGCGAAACGGUGAAGUAACUCACAUUAAAAUCCAAAACACUGGUGAUUUUUAUGAUUUAUACGGUGGAGAAAAAUUCGCAACACUUUCGGAAUUGGUGCAAUUCUAUAUGGAAAACGAUGGACAAUUACGCGAAAAAAAUGGAGAAGUUAUUGAAUUGAAAUAUCCAUUAAAUUGUGCCGAUCCCACCACUGAAAGAUGGUUCCAUGGACAUUUGUCAGCAAAAGAGGCAGAGCGAUUGAUGUUGGAACGUGGUAAAAAUGGAUCAUUUCUUGUUCGUGAAUCACAGAGUAAACCUGGUGAUUUUGUGUUAUCUGUUCGCACAGAUGAUCGCGUGACUCAUGUUAUGAUUCGAACUCAGGAUAACAAAUACGAUGUGGGAGGAGGAGAUAAAUUCGACAGUCUCAGUGAUCUUAUAGAACACUACAAACGCAAUCCAAUGGUGGAAACAAGUGGAAGUGUUGUCCACUUGAGACAGCCAUUUAAUGCAACACGUAUAAAUGCCAGUGGAAUAGAAAGCAGAGUUAGACAAUUGCAUAAAGAAAAUGGAUGUUCGAAUGGAUGGCUGUGUUGGAAUGGUGCAGCGGCUGGUGAGGAAGGUGGAGCAGUACGAGGAAAAGGAAAAGCCGGUUUUUGGGAAGAAUUUGAAUCCCUACAGCAACUUGAAUGUCGACAUCUCUUCUCGAGGACUGAAGGAUUGCGAGCUGAGAAUCGAGCCAAAAAUCGUUAUAAAAAUAUAUUGCCAUUCGAUCACACGAGAGUUCGUUUGAUAGAUGUGGAUCCAAAUGUACCUGGUUCGGAUUAUAUCAAUGCAAAUUAUAUCAAAAACGAUGAGAGAGAAGGCUCGGGUGUUGGAAUUGGAAACAUUGGCGAUAAUGGACUAUUCAAUAAAUGUUACAUAGCUACUCAGGGAUGUUUGCCUAAUACAGUUCAAGAUUUUUGGCAUAUGGUUUAUCAGGAAAAUACUCGUGUAAUUGUAAUGACAACAAAAGAAAUAGAGAGAGGAAAGAAUAAAUGUGCCCGUUAUUGGCCGGAAGAAGGUGAAGUUAGUGAAUAUGGCGGAGAAUGGAAGGUACGAGCACUUGGUCGAAAUUCUACUGCAGAUUAUACUUUACGAGAAUUUCUCCUUCAAGGUAGUAAACCUAAUUUCUCUGAGCCGAGAAAAAUUUCACACUAUCAUUUUCAGGCUUGGCCUGAUCACGGAGUACCAUCAGAUCCAGGUUGUGUUUUAAAUUUCCUUCACGACGUUAAUGCGAGACAGGAAUUAAUUGCCGGCACCGCUUCGACCGGUGUUCCCAGUAGUCAAACACCAACGGCCGUUGGGCCAGUACUUGUUCACUGUAGCGCCGGUAUUGGUCGAACAGGAACAUUUAUUGUCAUUGACAUGAUACUGGAUCAAAUAAAACGCCAUGGCCUUGAUUGUGAAAUUGACAUUCAGAGGACUAUUCAGAGGGUAAGAUCCCAAAGAUCCGGAAUGGUACAGACUGAAGCGCAGUACAAAUUCGUGUACCUCGCUGUUUUGCAUUAUAUUGAAACUGUCUCGCAACGAAUGCAAGCCGAACAGAAAUCGUUGCAAUUAGGCCGAGAGUAUACAAAUAUUCGUUACAAAAGUGAAACAAAUGCCAUUAAUUCGGGUCUUGGAGAUACACCAAUUUCCACACCAACAAUGCUUUCUAGUUCGUUGAGUUUUAAUCUUCCCACAACGAUUGGAAGUCUCAAACCGAAAUAAGAGUAAAAUUUUUACGCGCUUUUUAGGCCUAAGGCCAGUCAUAGAGGCACAGUGAUUAUGUAUUAAAGAAAAAAAAACGACUGUCAUUCCUAAAUCGUUCGUCACAAUAUUUGAAACAGACUUUGAAAAUUGCAUAUUAUCUUAUUUAUUUAAAAUACAAAACAAAAAUAUUUCUAUCUACAGAAUGGCUAUAAGUAAAAUUAAGUCUACAGAUUUUUAUUUCUCAAUAUAGAAUUAAGAGAUUUAAAUUUAAAGAAAAAAAUCCGAUAAUAUAGUAAACAAAAACACCAUUAUUAUAUGAGACAAGAAAAUAGGGCCAUCUGGUAAUUUUUAUUUAUUACGAAACGAACAUUUUUUUUUAUCGUAUUACGUGAAAGAAGCGUUGCAUUAGAAAUGCAAUGAGCCUUUUCAAAAGCUGUGAAAUUAGUGUUGCUGUAAAUCCUAUGAUCGAUGAAAAUACCACAAAUAAGAAAAAGAUCUUCAUUAGAAUGUUUUACAUUAAUUAGAAGUGAAGAAAAAAGAAAACGAAAAUUAUAAAGAAAAAAGUAAUUUGAUAAUUGAAAUUAUAAAAAAAAAAAAUAAAUUCUAGAAUGCUUAAUUAUAUUUAGCUGUGUUUAGAAACAAUUGUGAAUCAAACGAUUUUGAAGUCACGUUUUCAAUCAAUUUUUUUUCUUUAUAUUUGCAAUAAUUAUUUACGUGAUACUCGAUUAAUUUUAUAAUUUCAUUUAAUCAACAAUUUAUCAAAUUUAAUGAUUUUUACGCGUUUGCAUGCUUUUUUUAUUUUUUAAUAAAAACCCCCCGAGUAGAUUUUUAUAUUAUUUUAUUGACAAAAAACAGUUCUCUUUCAUGUACACAAGACAAUCAAUAAUAAAGUUUUAUUCAUUGAAAAUCAUUAAAAUGGAAAUCACUAACAAGAUUUAAUAACAUUGUAAAAAUUUUACAAAAAGAGAACUGCAUUUUCCAUCAAAUUUUCUUGUUUAGUUUUUAUCAAAUCAAGUAUUAGUUGUAUUAUCGAAAAAAUAUAAAACGUGAUACAUAAAUCAACACAAUGCAUUACUAUUCAUAAAAAUUAAUUUUAAAGAGAAGAAAAAUAUUAAAACGUGAGAAAAAAAAAUUGUAAGAAAUUUUACGAAUAUAUUAAGAAAUAUUUAAUGCGUAGAUAGAAUAUUUAGAUUAAUCGAAAAAGCAAUUUUGUCAAUGUGUUCAUUUAUGUAUUAUUUUUCAUUAGUAAUUAAAAGAAUUCGAAUUUUAUUAUAUUGUUUUGGACUAUUUGUAGACAUUCGUAAGUCGACAAAAUUAUAUGCAUAAAAAUUAAUUAUUCAAAAAUGGACUUCGAUUAUGACUUUUAAAUAAUUUUUAUAUAUAUA
Molecule: messenger RNA, 3452 nt
Organism: Leptopilina heterotoma
Lineage: Eukaryota; Metazoa; Arthropoda; Insecta; Hymenoptera; Figitidae
Product: tyrosine-protein phosphatase corkscrew-like
Exons: 12
Coding region: 223-2085 (620 amino acids)
Biological process (GO): protein dephosphorylation
Molecular function (GO): protein tyrosine phosphatase activity
Source: RefSeq, a predicted model, not a curated record